GUUCGGUCAGCUGAUCGACGCUGCGACUCACGUGACCUCUCAGCGGGAGAGUCUUGCCCAAGUGAGAUAACUUCAGCUCGGAAGACAAACCACCAUAGAGAGCAGAGAUGUCUGUAUCGCUGCUGCCUCUGCUAUUGACACACUUUGUUGUCGCCGCGGCCCUUGACAAUGGUCUGAUGAGGACCCCUCCGAUGGGUUGGUUGGCAUGGGAGAGAUUCCGGUGUGAUAUAGACUGUGAAAACGACCCAAAAAACUGCAUCAGUGAGAAUCUGUUCAUCGACAUGGCUGACCGAUUGGUUGAGGAUGGCUGGAAGGAACUCGGUUACGUGUAUGUGAACAUCGAUGACUGCUGGUCCUCCAAGGAAAGGGACUCUCAAGGGCGGCUACAGGCGGACCCUAAAAGGUUUCCCAGGGGGAUCAAGUACUUGUCUCGCUACAUGCACGACAGGGGGCUGAAACUGGGCAUCUAUGGUGACAUGGGCACCUACACAUGCGGCGGUUAUCCUGGAACCCCACUGGACAAGAUUCAGAUCGACGCUCAGACCUUCGCUGACUGGGAGGUGGACAUGUUGAAAUACGACGGCUGUUACUCCAACGCUGAGCAGCAGGCACAGGGUUAUCCUGAAAUGUCGAAGGCUUUGAACUCCACGGGGCGAGCCAUCGGCUACUCCUGCAGUUGGCCAGCCUACCAUGGGGGGCUCCCUCCUAUUGUGAAUUACACUCUGCUGGGAGAGAUCUGCAACCUGUGGCGUAACUAUGGCGACAUCCAGGACUCAUGGAGCAGCGUCGUGAGCAUUUCAAACUGGUUCUUCAAGAACCAGGAUGUUCUGGUUCCAGCGCAGGGACCUGGACGAUGGCAUGACCCAGAUAUGCUGAUCAUCGGAGAUUUUAGCCUCAGCAUGGACGAGUCUCGUGCUCAGAUGGCGCUGUGGUGCAUCAUGGGAGCUCCUCUCUUCAUGUCCAACGACCUGCGCACCAUCAGCAGCGGCGCCCGAAACAUACUGCAAAACAAACUGGCCAUCAUGAUCAACCAGGACCCUCUGGGCAUCAUGGGUCGACGCAUUCUGCAGGAGCCCAGUCACAUCGAGGUGUAUCUGCGCCCGCUGUCGAACAACGCCAGCGCUCUGGUGUUCUUCAGUCUCCGUGCCGACAUGCCGUACCGCUACAAAACCUCCCUCAGCAAACUCAGCUACACCACUGGGAGAUACAAGAUCGUUGACGUCUUCUCAAACGAACAGCUCUCUCUGAAGGACUCAGCUGACUUUGUGGUGUCAGUGAACCCUUCUGGCGUGGUCAUGUGGUACGUGUCAGCACCUGGCAGUCUCAGCUUUCGCAACGGGACUCCCGGCAGCGACUGCAACGACCAGCCGAGCCUUCUGUAGAGGAAACGCCGAUGCAGACGGCAAGUUACGAUUGAUUUUAGAUGAAGAUAGUGGAGUAACUUUGUGCUCAGGGACUCUCAAAUGACAAACUUGUUUCAGGACAACAACAAUAAAAGUGUCUUAUUAAAAGCAAGAUAAACCCUUUCACCAGUUUAAUUUCAAUAUAUUGGGGCCAUGGAAGGUCGCAAAGCAAAACCAAAGCAUUUCUCUGAAGGACAUUGUUCAUGUUCCUACUGAAUCAUUUUGUGGAUCUUUUACUUUUUUGUUUGCUGUCUUUUCUGAAUUAAAGCGACCGAUGAUUUAUCUCAUUCCCCUUGGUGG
This is a messenger RNA of Synchiropus splendidus (mandarinfish), 1703 nucleotides long. RefSeq names its product N-acetylgalactosaminidase, alpha (gene naga). The record is from RefSeq and is a predicted model, not a curated record. Gene Ontology annotation, molecular function: alpha-galactosidase activity. Gene Ontology annotation, cellular component: cytoplasm. The coding region runs from base 108 to 1382 and encodes 424 amino acids. Gene Ontology annotation, biological process: oligosaccharide metabolic process; glycoside catabolic process; glycosylceramide catabolic process. Lineage: Eukaryota; Metazoa; Chordata; Actinopteri; Syngnathiformes; Callionymidae. The transcript has 9 exons.